Messenger RNA from Amphibalanus amphitrite, 5218 nucleotides. RefSeq names its product protein lin-52 homolog. The coding region runs from base 4191 to 4559 and encodes 122 amino acids. The record is from RefSeq and is a predicted model, not a curated record. NCBI's taxonomy places the organism in Eukaryota, Metazoa, Arthropoda, Thecostraca, Balanomorpha, Balanidae. Gene Ontology annotation, biological process: regulation of DNA-templated transcription. Gene Ontology annotation, cellular component: DRM complex. The transcript is spliced from 4 exons.
UGCUGCAAUGGAUUUUUUGCUUCAAUGGAAUGUAGGAGGACUUCUAUCCCAUUUGUCUGAAUUUAAACAGUAUAUACAAAAGGAAGCUCCUCUUCUAGCGGCGAUUCAGGAAACUCAUUUUAAAAGCACAGAUCAUUACAAUUACAAUGUGGCUGGAUAUACUUUGUACAGACAGGACAUAAAUCUAGCAAAUAGACAGGGUGGCGUAGCUCUUUAUGUAGCAAACUCAGUGUCACAACGGAAAACAAACAUAGCUUCCCCGCUAAAUGUUGUAGCAGCUACUGUUUCACUACUAAACCGCGAGUUGUUGGUUGUUUCAGUGUAUUUGCCGCCAAAUGCAACUGUUGUAAACCAGCAAAAUCUGAAUGACCUUCUAGAGCAAAUGCCAGAAAAUUGCCUUCUGCUCGGCGAUUUCAAUGGUCAUAGUCCACUAUGGGGCAGCCGACACUUAUCGCCGAGAGGCAGGAUAAUUGAAGCUGCACUAAACCGCCAGUCCCUUGUAGCUAUGAACGACGGCAACCCAACGUUUGUCAGUAGUAGCUACCACACAACCUCUGCAAUUGACUUGUCAAUUUCUUCCCCGAGGAUCGCACCGCUCUUUAGAUGGACCGUAACAUCGGAUCCGCUGUUUUCAGACCAUUAUCCAAUUCACAUCAUGCUUACCAGUGCAACCACGCUGUCACCAGCACCGACACUGAAGGUAUGGCAAACAAAUAACGCGGAUUGGUCGGGCUUUAACGCAAAGGUCAACAGACAUGCUCCCUACGGCCUGUCUCAGACCAUUUCCAAUUUUAUGGGGGCUAUGAAGAAAUCGGCCAGUGAAACGCUAAAAGAAAAAACUAUUAAGAUUGGAACUGCAAAUGAAUCUAAAAAUCUUGUCUGGUGGAACUGGAAAUGCCAAAGAGCCAAAGCAAUAAGAAAAAGAGCCUUCAGAAACUUCCAGAGAUGCAUAUGUCCCAGACAUGCCCAACUGUAUACCGCUGCCCGUAAAGAAUGUGCGGAAACUAUAUACAAAGAAAAGAAGGCGGCAUGGCAAAACUAUGCCGCUAAAUGUAAUCGUUUUACCCCGCUCAGCGAACUCUGGAGUCAUGUUCGUGCUUUCGCCUCACGACGAACUAAUUUAGGUGCCUUUCCGCAAUUGCUUUCAAACAAUAUAUUCGUAACUGACCCAGUUACCGUCACAAAUAUAUUUGCCCAACACUUUGCCAACACAUCGUCUACAGAUAUUUACUCCUUGAGCGUGCAUCGAGCUCUCGUUAAUAGAACAGUAAAUCUUGAUUUUUCUUCUGCAAACUCUGAACCAUACAAUGCUCCUUUUACCCUAAGAGAACUUAAACUAUCCCUAGCAAAGGCAAGCACUAAAACUUCGGUAGGACCAGACUCCAUUCCAUAUUCUUUUUUCACAAAAUUGAACGAACUUAACCUUUCCACACUACUGAUAGCAUUCAACAAACUAUGGACUGAGGACAACUUCCCGGAUGAAUGGCUUAAAAGUAUAAUCAUACCUAUCCUCAAACCCGGCAAAGACCAGCACGACGCAAAUUCGUAUCGCCCAAUCUCACUAACCAAUUGUGUCUCCAAGAUUUUCGAAAGAAUGGUAAACAGGCGCCUGCGAUUUUACCUUGAGAGCAACCAUUGCAUUGAUAUAUGUCAAAGCGGUUUUCAGAAAAAUCGUAGUACGGCAGACAAUAUCAUUCGCCUUAUCUCGGACAUCCAGGUAAACUGGGAACAUAGGCGACCGACUGUUGCUAUUUUCCUAGAUCUAAUGUCAGCCUUCAACAAGGUACACAGUUCGACGAUAAUUUAUAAGCUGCACUCAAUCGGAAUCAGAGGCCAUUUGGCUGCGUUUCUUCAAAAUUUCCUAAAACCCCGAACUUUCAAAGUUCGUUGCCAAGCGACACUUUCUGACGACUUUGUAAUGGAACAUGGCGUCCCUCAAGGCAGCGUGCUGUCACCUACGCUGUUCUUGAUUGCCCUGAACGAUAUGCUCCUACUCCUGCCACGUGUUCUAACAUUUUCUGUCCGCUAUUCGCUUUUUGCUGAUGAUAUAGCAAUAUGGGUAUCCCACAAAAACUACAAACAGGCUUAUUCUAUAUUGCAAACAGUGGUUGAUCACUGCGUUAAAUGGUGCACAAAAUGGGGAUUCUUUUUGUCAGCACCAAAAUCAGUCAUGAUGGUCUUCAAACGUGGACCCCGUCCAUCGCUUGAAAGAUCCCCACACAUCGAUGGGAUUAAAAUACCUUUUUCCACGUCACACAAAUUUCUAGGGAUCAUUUUGGAUACUAAUCUAACCUUCCGUCAACACGUUGAGCACCUAAGAGCACGUUGUAUUAAACGAAUCAAUGUCCUAAGAUGCAUAUGUGGGUUUUCUUGGGGUGCGGACAGGAAAACAUUGCAAAUGUUGUAUAUUGGGCUAAUCAGAUCUACGAUUGAGUACAAUUGUUAUCUGUUUAGCACACUGUCGCCCAGUUUAUGCAAACGUCUAGAAGCCGUUCAAUCAACGUGCUUGAGACUUCUAACUGGGGCUUUUCGCACAUCGCCAGUUCUUGCGCUUCGUGCAGAUACCGGCAUUCCAGCACUUGAUGACCGACGCGUCUUUCUUUUCCUCCGCUAUUACUACAGAGCAAAAAGUGUUCGAAAUCACAUUGCGGUACCAGCAAUGGAGGCGAGGAAACCAAGAACCCGACGCCCACUGCGUAGAUCGUGCUUUCUACCCGGGUGCCUUGAGCAAGCUCAUCAACUGCUAAACAUUAGGCGCACUGAAGUUACUCUAAAUCCUCCUAUGAUUCCAUUUUGGCUCCUCAAAGACCUAUCCAUUGAAUUUCUUUUUGAUUAUAAGAAGACCAGUAUACCUCCGGUGGAAGCUCAAAUGCUCUUCCAGGAGUAUGUAGAGCUCAACUGCGACUCUGCUUUUUUCUUCACAGAUGGCUCAUGUCACGAAAAUCAGAUAGGUUCAGCAGCCGUCGGCCCUGGGCUUAGGUUUGGGACCCGGCUUCAAGAAUUUACGACAGUCUUUAGUGCCGAAGUUCACGCAAUCGAAAAAGUUAUGGAGCACAUCAAGGCAGAAAAGAUUGAUCGGGCAACCAUCUGUACUGAUUCGAAAUCCGCUCUUCAAGCACUGGAAAGGACCGAUAAUGUUACCCACCACGGUAUCUACAAUAUUCUCAGGAUCACAUCAGAUCUCAAUGAGGGCCAGCAUGUGACCCUUCUUUGGGUUCCAGGUCAUUACGGUAUUGCAGGAAAUGAACGUGCGGAUGUCCUCGCAAAGGAGGCUGCAAUGCGACCUGAUCCAGUUGUGGAACCUAUGGCCCAAGGGGACGCUAUUCAUAUGAUAAAAAUCAAAUUCGCCGAGUACCUUCAACGCAAAUGGGACCAACAUCAUGCUGCACAUAUGUAUGCGAUCAAACGAGAACUUAGAACAUGGGUCACAUGUAACCAACCAGACAGGAUACGCGAGGUGACCCUGGCCAGAUUGAGGUGUGGUCAUACUCGCCUCACCCAUGGCCACCUUUUUGAUAGGACGGGCCCUCCGAUUUGCCACACCUGCGACACACGCAUCUCCGUAGAGCACAUUUUGAUCGCAUGCACGGCAUUGCAUCACGAACGAAGACACAUCACUAACUAUCUUGCGGUACAACACCUUAAAAACGACCUCCCGACGCUUCUCGGGGACGACACAACAUUGACAAACCUGGUACUUGAUUUCGUCCUAACAUCACCCUACUCAGAGCUACUUUAACGGCCUUGACUGUUAGCAGGCGCCCGUUUCGCUACCACCAGGCUGACUUGUGAUACGGGAUGGGUCGGGUUUUUCGCUGGUGCCGAAACACAGAGCUUCGGUGGCAGACGGGUUUUCUCCUGCCGCUGGAGCAGGCUUAGAGGCUCAGCGGCCCAGCGAGCUACACCAGCGGACCCCGGCCGCUGAACAGCGGCGGCGGCCGGGUUGAACGACCACAGACAACCGUCGGCCGCCAACUGCAGCAGCGACAGAUUCCCCAUCCUCCAAACCAUUCCUUUCAUCGUGACGCUUAAACAUUCACAAACCCCAUCCCUCCCAGCGACAUAUCCCCCACUCUUCAAACCAUUCCUGUCAUCAAACUCUCGUAACCUUACCAUUCACAAACUUCCUCCUUCCCUCCCUUCACAAACAUCAAUUUACCGGGUUCAUCCUGCCUUGAGGGUGGUCUGUCAUGUCGUUCGGCAGUGGUAUGGAGCAAUCACUGCAGAGUGCCGAGUCUCUGGACAGGGCGUCACCCGAGUUAUGGCCGGAAAAGGGAGACUAUGCCGCUUGUGCCGAGCUGCUGUGUCAGGACAGCAACAGCAACGGUGCCAGCGGUGCUCGUCCGACAGCAGCCAUCUCGCCCGUCCUCAUCACAGACCAGGAUUUCACACAACAGGACAUGAAGCUCUUCCACGAGUACGCCAGCCUGAGGCCGGAGCAGCUGGUGGACGUGGUGAAGCAGUUGCAGAACGUCGCCUAUCUGCUGGGCCUGGAGGAAGCCAAGGAGAUGCGGCGCGGCAAGUACCUCAACAUCCUGGUCCGGAAGCGACAGCCCUGACCUGUGACAGCGCGACGGAAAAACACGUAAUGUGAGUUUGGCUGGUGAAUGAUCCGUUACGUGAGUUAUUUUUACGAUGUGUUGAAUGAUAUGGCAUACAAGACGUCCAUCGACGAUAGUAUGGACCACUUGCUUGUUGACCAAUGACCACUCUGUCGUGCAAAGACAAAAUCGAUUACGUUAGGUCAGAGGUCAUUGCGUCAGGCGAAAGGUCACGCGAACGUAAUCGUUUUUCCCUUUACACGGCGGCACUUCAUUCUCAGUGGGUGCGUGCCUGCCAGUGCGUGUUGUAAAACAACACUGACGUUAGUAUUCAUCUCAUUUUGAGAUAUAUUUGUAACAUUUUCCGGCCGAGACCACCUGAGGUCACAGCCGUACCAUUUUUCCUGCGUGUGUGAUGGAUGGCUGGCUAGUUGUCAGGUUACCCGUGGGUGACUGACUGAACGACGUGUCUCCCUGGAUAUUCAGGCCCCUUUGUUCGUAUCACCGGUUGUGGGUUGGAAAUGACGUCAUAUACUCGCAUGUAAUAAUAUCAUAGAUGCACACCUCUGCUUUUUGUACGAGCUUUCGGAUAUUUUCCGUACUCCCUCAUUAACCCGUUGUCGCGUAUCGGACAUGUUUCUCGUUCCGGAGGCAUAAUAAAUCACAUACACUUCAGC